This is a messenger RNA of Purpureocillium takamizusanense, 4682 nucleotides long. RefSeq lists its product as uncharacterized. NCBI's taxonomy places the organism in Eukaryota, Fungi, Ascomycota, Sordariomycetes, Hypocreales, Ophiocordycipitaceae. The record is from RefSeq and is a predicted model, not a curated record. Gene Ontology annotation, cellular component: chromatin. Gene Ontology annotation, molecular function: RNA polymerase II cis-regulatory region sequence-specific DNA binding; DNA-binding transcription factor activity, RNA polymerase II-specific; zinc ion binding. Bases 405 to 3938 code for a protein of 1177 amino acids. Gene Ontology annotation, biological process: regulation of transcription by RNA polymerase II; DNA-templated transcription. The transcript has 2 exons.
CCUCCUCCAAGCAAGCAAUUGCUUCGCAUGCCCGGCACCGACGAGCUCCCGCAACGAUAGAUGUUAUGGUGAUGCUGCCUUCUGUCGCCGCUUGCGCCCCGGAUUGACAUGCUCCUGUCGGCUGCUGAGCACGCCUUUUCCUCGGUUCCCAGCCGCCCCUCCUUCUGACCCAACAAGCCAGCUCUCGCUGCCGUCGCCCGUCGCCGCCGCCGCCGCCGACCGACACCUCGGGUCCCCCCCCACUAUCGCUCUGCCUCAGUCAGCGAAGCUCUGCCCCACGACCAGCGCCGCGUAGCCACGCCCAACACGAAGGUCCUAUUCCGCUGCUGCUUCUGCAAUCGCCCGCCCGUCUUGACGCCGCCUUGCACCAUCAACGUCGGGCGAGAUAACACUCGCUGCUUGCCAUGGUUCUGAACGACGCUGGCCCUCGGUUGUCGCGCGCUCCCACCAUGUCAAACCCUACGACGACGACGGCGCCCGCCGCUGUUGCUGCCGCCGCCGCCGCGAACCCGCCCAGCACGGACGACUCUGCGUCGACAAUUACCGUCAACACGAAGGCGCCGGCCAAUUUCCCUCCCCCCAAGACUGACAAGCCGCGACCACACGUCUGCGCGACUUGCCAGCGCUCCUUUGCCCGCCUGGAGCACUUGAAGCGGCACGAGCGCUCGCACACCAAGGAGAAGCCUUUUGAGUGCCCCGAGUGUGCGCGAUGCUUCGCCCGCCGUGACUUGCUGCUUCGGCAUCAGCAGAAGCUCCAUCAGACGACGACCCCGUCGUCUCGCCCUCGCAAUCGCCGAGAAUCCGCCAGUGGCGUCGCCCCGGGCCAGAGCAGAGCCCGCAAAAACAGCGUGGCUGGUACCACGGGUGGCGGCAACUCGGCCACCGGCUCCAUGCGGCCGAGGGCGAACACCAUCAGCCAUGUUGACGGUGCCGCCAUGCAAAUGAUAGCGUCUGCAAACGCCUCGGUCGCGCGAGGCAUGGCCGCGCACAGCCGUCACCCAAGCUUAGUCGGCUUGCCCGUCCACAACCUGGACCAUGUCUUUGGUGGCAUGUCGGCGGCUCUGGGCCAGCGAGGGAUGCAGCACGGCCUGCCCAAGCUGGAGACGACGCAGAUCAACAGUAGUGACUUCGACAACGGGCUGCGAACUGCGCCGCCCCUGGCCGCCUUCAACCCAGAGUUUGAUUUCGAGGGCAUGUUCUUCACCCCGGGGUCCACCAUCAACCCCAAUGCCCUGCACUACAACGACUCUCCGCAGUCCAUGGCCAUGGAGCAGACGUCGCCGUUUGGGGCAAGCCUCAACGACGUGGCUUCGAGCCAGCCCUUCGACGACGGCCUGGAUUGGCUCACGGGAUUCGACCACCAAAUGUCCUUUCACACCAGCGAGAACGUGGUCGACGGGUCAAGCCCGUCUGCGAUCAGCACGACGAGCCAGAGCGGGAUAAGCGAUGUGAUGUUGGAUGGAUCUAACCACCCUGCGCCAGCCGGGACGAGCACCAUGUGGCAACCCUCGGUUAUGGGACCUCCGCAGAUGCCGAACCCGUUUGCGAUGGAUCUGAAUGGUUCGGUCUUUCCUGACCUCCUCAACGGAGCUCCUCUAUCACCUCAGCCAGCUUCUCAAAAGAUCAAUGACCCGUACUUCUCCACGCCUCCACCAUCACUGAGCUCGCUGAGCCCAUCCGCCGUGCCGGGGCUCAGCACGCAGAACCUGUCCCAGACCCUUGGCUUCAACGCCGGCCCGGAAAGUCCGUCAUCCCUCAACGGCGGGAACCACGGUUCCCUUCCUGUGACCACCAUCUCCGAUGCCACGCGGAUUGCCAUUGUGAACGCCCUCUCCCAGUGCCCGCCAUUUGGUGGCCGUAAAUACUCCUUUACGUCGCAGACGUCGCCACUCUCGCCCCAGGCACAGCCCGGUACCAACACGGCUUCCGCCUCGGCAGCGAACCUGCCCAGUACACAGGAUCUGCAGCGAUAUGUGCGGGCCUACCUGACCUACUUCCAUCCCCAUCUUCCCUUCUUGCACGUUGCUACGCUGUCGUUUGAUUUGUCCUCGUCUCUAAAUGGGCGUUUGCCUGGCGUAGGUGGCAGCGGCUGUCUGCUCCUCUCCAUGGCCGCUGUCGGCGCACUCUUCGAGUUGGAGCACGCGCAGUCGAGGGAGUUGUUUGACAUGUCCAAGAAGAUGAUAUUUGCGUACCUCGAAGAGCGGCGGAAAUCGGACAUCCGCAAGGCCGAUGCGCGCCGCGGCGGACACGGCUUAGACCAGGAUGGCGCCGGAAGCGAGAGCCCCGCUUCCGUGCCGUUGUGGCUCAUUCAAGCCAUGCUGAUCAACAUCGUGUACGGUCACAAUUGCGCGGACAAGACGGUCAGCGACAUUGCUUCGACACAUUGCGUCGCCCUGGUGAGCCUCGCCCAAGCUGCAGGCUUGCUACGGCCCAACCCCGACGAUGCCUCAGCGAAGCAGGACGUUCAGAUGUCCGACGACUCGAGCUGGACGCGUACGCCGGAGCAGGAAGGACACCAUCAGGAGUGGCUGCGGUGGAAGACGAUGGAGGAACGCAAGCGCACGCUGUAUGCCAUCUUCAUCAUAUCGAGCGUCCUCAUGGCUGCGUACAACCACACGCCGGCCUUGACCAACUCGGAGAUAUUUCUCGACUUGCCCUGCGACGAGGACUUCUACGCAGCCGAGUCCAGCGCGGCGUUUGUCGCCAAGGGCGGGGUCCAAGCCGCAAACCAUAACCGAAUGACCUUUUAUGACGCUCUGGGAGAGCUCCUGCGGACAAACGAGCGACAACAGAAACGACUCGCGCUAAAGAAUAGCCAGAAGGCCAUGGGCGCGUCGGUCGACGAAACGGAAGGCCCAUUGACUGGUCUGAAACCGAGCACUAUGGGGUGCUUUGUGCUGAUCCUCGCCCUGCACAACUACAUAUGGGAGACGCGUCAGCGGCACCACAAUCGGAUAUGGACGAGCGAGGAGACGGAGAAGAUGCAUCGACACAUUGAGCCUGCGCUCAAGGCGUGGCAGGUGGCGUGGGCCAGCAAUCCAAGCCACAGCGUUGAACGGCCGAAUCCAUACGGCCAGGGUCCAUUAUCUGCGAACGCCAUCCCGCUCCUAGACCUGGCGUAUGUGCGCCUCUUUGUCAACCUUUCCCACGCAAAGGAGAAGGCCUGGCAGCGCGAUUGGCAAGGGAUGGCGGAGGAACUGGCCCGCGGCGAUGACGCGACUCAGCAUGCCGACCUCUCCCCGACGGCAAACCCGGAUCCCCUCGGACCGGAGCUCGCGGAUGCCGCCGCCGCGGACUCGGUGUUCAUCGACUCUCCAAGCAUGCCGGGCUCGUCUUUCGACCCCAUGUCUCCUGGGGUCCAGCAGUUUGUUGCCAACGGGUUCACGGUGCCGAGUCGGGCGACGUCAAUCCGCGAGAAGCACCUGCGGAAGGCGGCGUUUUACGCCGCCGACUCUCUAGCCAUGUCGGACAAGCUGAACAACACGUUUGCCGACUUCACGAGCGGGGAGCUCCCUCUGCAGUCGGCUCUGUGCGCGGUGGACUGCGCACAGGUGCUCGCCGAGUGGGUCGCGACUCUGCAAGAUCGUGUCGGGCGCUAUCUGGGCAUUCUGGGGCAGGACGCGGUGGACCUGGGGCAGGUGCCGGCCAUUAUGCUACUCGAAGAGGAGGACAUCAAGCUGCUGGACAAGAUCCGCGAGGUGCUGGCGUCUGCGGAACUGAAACUCGCUCUCGAGAUGUCGUCAGGCGGCAUGAACGGGGUCGAGUCUGCGCUGCUAAGCGACGGCCACAGCGGCUACGCCACCAAGAUCCUUCGGGUGACGGCUGCCAUGAUGGACAAGGCGGCGGUGUGGCCGGUGACGCGACUGAUGACUCAAUGCCUCGAGGCUCACGCCAACCACACGCGGAUCAGAGCAGAGAAGUCUGUCUUGGCAGAUUAAGAAGGGAAGGGUGCGUGCCGGUCUUCUACAGGGAGCGGGGAACGAAGCCGCCUGGACAGAUGGGCACAUUCGAGAAUCCUGGGCAAGUCUCGGCGGAAAUGACGGGUUGGGGGCGAAGAUUUGGAGAUACCCCGAAGUUGAGCGGACCCUGCAUGGAGGAGUGGCGGCGAUGCCAUGGUCGGCUACACCAGCCAGCCAUGUUACGAUCUGACGACAUUCACGGGUGCUUGUACGACUGGCUGCCAGCGUGCCCGGACCUGCCCGCCUCGCGUGGCGUCGGGUUGGUUUUCCUCUGACUGUUUUUGCCGAUAUAUAACGUUCAAAAGCGCGGCGUUUUGCAUAGGCUUGCCGGUUGCGCGAUGCCACGUCUCCAGCGGCAGCCUUGCUUAUGCGUUGUGGCACCUGGACAGAGGCGCCACGUUCGUUUGGUGAUGGAUUGACUGUGGGAUACACGCUUGAUGAGAGGCUGUCUAUAUCUGACGAUUGGGGACGCUGUGGGCUGAGUGGCUUUUUGUGGAAGCGAAAGAGCAGCAGGGUUCCAAGUCGAAUGCGCGAGGGGAGGGGUGUACAUACACUUGGUAUGACGCUGGGCCGAUAAGACAGUGUUUUAUGUUGGGGACUCGAGGAUCACGUUCAUCUAGAGAGCGAAGCAAGAGUCCCGUUUUGAUCUGCAAACGUGAUGCCCUGACGGUUCUAGCUGUGGUCAAAGGGCCGCCAGUCAGGAGUGCAUGUGUGUUUUCUGGU